UAUAAUAUAUGUGACGUGAACUAUAGAUUUUCAGUCGAUCUAUGCGCCCAAUGCGUGAAACGGAACGCAUCCUUUGUCAAUUUCAAAUUUUAUCUAUACUUCGUGAUUCAAACGACUUCAAAUUUUGAAUUUGAUACAUAGCAAAACAAAGAACAAAGUCUCUUUUAAUAGGAAUAAACACAUAAUUUCGUUGAAGUCUCAUCUAGUAUGUGAUAUUAGAAUCGUUUCGUUUUGUUUCUUUUCCCAUAAAUUAUUCUAUUCUGUCAAUUCAUAAGAACAGUCGUACAAAUAACAUACAUAGAAAUGAAAGAGGAAAACGUGUUACAUGUAGAAAUAUGUCAAUAUGCCAACAGCACUUUGUCAAAAGAAAUAAUUGAAGAGACAGUAAGUGCAGAAUUUAAGUCAUUGAAAGAGAUUUCUCUUGAUAUUAUUUUAUAUGGCAAAGAGUUUGUAAACAGUACAGUUAUACAAAAUCAUGUUGAAUCUAUAAUAUGCUCGUCUAAUUACACAGAGAAAGGAAAAAUUAAAAUUGAAGGAGCUAUCGUUAAAUAUUAUAUCUAUAGACUGACACAGGAAGGUGCCGCUACAGAAACAAUGAACUGCGACUCUGAUGAAUUGCCAGUCGCUUCUCAUUGGUUGUUACCUACACAGGAAUUUCACUACAUGUGGGAAAGCCUAUAUUACGAUUGUGACAUAAAGAACAAUUUAUUGCAUUUUGUGGAGACAACAAUGUUAUUUUCUGAUCUUGCCAUCAACUCUAAUAUUAUUAGUUGGAAUAAAGUGGUAUUGUUGCACGGUCCUCCAGGUACAGGAAAAACCAGUAUGUGCAAAGCUCUGGCUCAAAAAGCUAUAAUUCGUAUGAGAGAUCGUUUCACUCAUGGAGAAUUCAUAGAGAUAAAUAGUCACAGUUUAUUUUCAAAAUGGUUUUCUGAAAGUGGAAAACUUGUUAUGAAGCUAUUUGACGAAAUAAAAAAUUUGGUACAAGAUGAAAGAGCAUUGGUAUGUAUUUUGAUUGACGAAAUAGAAUCAUUAGCUCACGCACGUAAGUCGUGCAACAACGGAACUGAACCAUCUGACUCUAUACGCGUAGUAAAUGCGCUACUCACGCAAUUAGAUCAAAUCAAGCGAUAUCCGAACGUUUUGAUUUUAACGACGAGCAAUAUGACAGAAGCCAUAGAUCUUGCGUUCAUCGAUCGAGCUGACAUCAAGCAAUAUCUUGGAUAUCCAUCUGAAAUCGCUAUUUAUAAUAUUUAUCAUUCGUGUCUGAAGGAAUUAAUGAGGACUGGAAUUUUGGAACGAGAAGAAAUAUGUGAUAUAUCGCAGUUAAAGCUAUUCGGAUACACAGAGGAUUCAAACACCAAAAACAGUUUAAAACUGUUGGAACUUAGUCGCGCUAGCGAAGGCUUGAGUGGCCGCACCUUAAGAAAAAUACCAUUUUUGGCGCAUGCUCUUCACUUAUCCAUAGAUAGAACUACAUUGUCUAAAUUCCUCAAAGCCAUGCAUUCAGCUAUUCUGAAACAAAUGCAGCAAGAAGGCGAAUUGCAACAAUCAUAAACAGAAAGGAAUAUGUCAUCGAAAUAUGAAACUAUAUAACAGUUUUUAUGAGGUCCAGUUUUGCACUGAUUCCGCCUCUCGUCCUGCCACCGCCAUUAAAAUCAGUGAGAUGCGACCGCUAUUAAAGUUACGCUUCGUUCCGCUUCGGCG
Molecule: messenger RNA, 1704 nt
Organism: Cataglyphis hispanica
Lineage: Eukaryota; Metazoa; Arthropoda; Insecta; Hymenoptera; Formicidae
Gene: pch2
Product: pachytene checkpoint protein 2 homolog
Exons: 7
Coding region: 304-1554 (416 amino acids)
Biological process (GO): reciprocal meiotic recombination; meiotic recombination checkpoint signaling
Cellular component (GO): chromosome; nucleus
Molecular function (GO): ATP binding; ATP hydrolysis activity
Source: RefSeq, a predicted model, not a curated record